Molecule: messenger RNA, 474 nt
Organism: Miscanthus lutarioriparius
Lineage: Eukaryota; Viridiplantae; Streptophyta; Magnoliopsida; Poales; Poaceae
Source: the annotation of a GenBank genome assembly
AUGCAGCGGCGCGGGCGCCUCCCCGCGGCGCUGUGGCUCGACGUUGCCGUGACGUUGGCGGCGCUGGUGCUCCUGGUGGCGCGGCCGGCGGGCGCGGCGUGGUGCAUCGCGCGGAGCGGGGCGUCGGACAAGGCGCUGCAGUCUGCGCUGGACUACGCGUGCGGCCCCGCGGGCGGUGCGGACUGCGCGCCCAUCCAGUCCAGCGGCCUCUGCUACCUGCCCAACACCCUCGCCGCGCACGCCUCCUACGCCUUCAACUCCAUCUUCCAGCGCUCCCGCGCCGCGCCGGGGGCAUGCGACUUCGCCGGCACCGCCACCGUCACGCUCACCGACCCCAGUCAGUUUUGGAUCAUGCACCUACCCUUCAUCUCCAAGCACUGCCGGGCAAACAGGAUCACCUGGUUCAACAUCCAUGCCAGGGACUCCCACGUCGCCAAAAGGAACUGGGAGCACUGGAGGAUUGAACCCACCUGA